AUGAAUGAUUAUCAAGAUAUUAUUUGCUCUUAUUGUCAUAAAAUUAUAAGGGGAGUAGCAUAUAGUCAUUUGUUCUGGAGAUCUUAUAAAAUGUGUCUCUCUUGCAAAAAUAAUUUAAAAUCAUGCUUUGCAUGUGAAAAGAAAAUUAAGAAAAAUAUUUUUAAUUCUGUUUGUUGUAGUUGUGGUUCUUUAAAUGAUAAUUUAUGUGAGGAAUGUAGAAAAUUAGCCAUAGUAUGCUGUAACAAAAAUACAUCAACUAUUAUAGGAGAAAUUUUAUAUUUUUUAGAUAAUUAUUUAGAUAUAAAGAUACCUAGAGAUUUUAUUUUACUUCAGAAUAUUUAUACUUUUAAUAAAAUUAAUUUUAAUGAAAUGAAUCAUUGUUGCACUUUCGAAUAUGAUCUUAUAAAAAAUAACAAAAUUGAUAUUAGUAACUAUUAUCUUCCAUAUGAAAAGAGUAAAUUAAAUAAUGAAAAUAAUUCACAAAGUUAUACAAUGGAAAACUACUCAAAUAAAUCAUAUCAUUUAUCUGAUUCAUGCAUUUCUAACUUAAAAAAUAAAAUUUUAAUUGAUAUGAAAGAUAAAACAAAAGAAAAAAGUAACAUAAUCAAAAAUUUCUUUAAUGAAUUAAAUAUUUUAAAAAAAAAAAAGAAAAAUUAUGUAUAUUGCAAAAAUGAAACAAAACUAGUACAACCAAAUAAGGAAAAAUUAAAAAACACAAAUAAUACAAAAAUAAUUGUAUUAGAGAAAGAAAAAUUACCAAAUUUGAUUAAAGAAGAAGUAACUAAUAAUUUUAUAUCUUUUUCAAAAAAUAAAUCAAAUAAAAACGAAAAAAAGGAAAAUAUACGAAAUUCAAGAAUUUCAAGCUUAUAUAAUGCAACUUCACCUUUUUUAGAAUAUUUUAGAAAAAAAAGAGGAAUAAGUAAAAGUAGAAAAAAAAGUUGUGAUAAUAUCUUUUCUUCUGUAGAUGAAGAAAAUAAAGAAGAGAUGAAUUGUAACAAUUUAGAGGAAAAUAAAAUAAUAAUGGAAAAAUAUAACAUAAAUUUUAAAUUAUAUUUUAUGAAUAGAUAUAGGGAAAAUGAAAUAUAUGAUAGAUUAUUAAAUAAUGAAUUAAAAUAUUAUGAUAUAUUACAUCUUAAUAAUUUGUUUAAAAACAAAUUAAAUGAAACAACGGUGGCUUCUUGCGGUUGUGUAACUGUUUCAAAAAAAAAGUUAAUUCAAAUGCAUGAACAAAAUAAAGGUUUGUCUAAUUAUAAAUAUAAGAAUAUAAAUUUAGAAAAAAUCUUUAUUGAUGGUAAAGAAAAAAUUCAAUUAAUAGAUCACUUUUCAUUAACAGACUCUCUACCAAAAAUAUCUUUCUUUUUCUUUAUAUCUCAUGAAUUGAUGCAUACAUAUAUUUGGCUUUUAGAACCAAAAAAAUCUAAAAAUUUUAGAUAUAUUUAUCAAAUAGUUAAAAAGUUACAUGACAAUUCUUUUUUUGUAAAAAAACAAAAUGACUAUGAUUGUCACAAAAAUUUGUCUUUUUAUUUAUCUCCAGAAUUAGAAGAAGCUAUAUGUAUUUAUGUUUCAAUUCAAUUUAUUCAGAACUUAAAGAAUACUAUUAAUAGUUAUUCCAAAGAUAAUAUUUAUGAAAAGAAAUUAAUAAAUUAUUAUAUUCAAAAGUAUGAGUAUAGUAAAUCUCUUAUGUAUGGUAUUAAUUAUAGAUCAUUAAAAAAAAUUAUUCAUAAUUAUAAAAUUAAAGACAUAAUUAAUAUUAUCAAUGAUAUAUAUCUUUCAAAAUUUUAUCCUAUAAUUACUUUUGAUUUAUUAAAAGCUGUUAUUUCUUUAAUUAAUUUUAGAUUAUAA
Molecule: messenger RNA, 1842 nt
Organism: Plasmodium gallinaceum
Lineage: Eukaryota; Apicomplexa; Aconoidasida; Haemosporida; Plasmodiidae
Product: conserved Plasmodium protein, unknown function
Exons: 1
Coding region: 1-1842 (613 amino acids)
Source: RefSeq, a predicted model, not a curated record